Messenger RNA from Salarias fasciatus (jewelled blenny), 1300 nucleotides. It is a transcript of the gene syt5a, whose product is annotated as synaptotagmin Va. Gene Ontology annotation, molecular function: calcium-dependent phospholipid binding; clathrin binding; phosphatidylserine binding. The record is from RefSeq and is a predicted model, not a curated record. Bases 5 to 1252 code for a protein of 415 amino acids. Gene Ontology annotation, cellular component: synaptic vesicle membrane; axon; exocytic vesicle. The transcript is spliced from 9 exons. Gene Ontology annotation, biological process: synaptic vesicle endocytosis; calcium ion-regulated exocytosis of neurotransmitter. NCBI's taxonomy places the organism in Eukaryota, Metazoa, Chordata, Actinopteri, Blenniiformes, Blenniidae.
AGCGAUGCGAUUGGUCAACGUGUCGGGGGCUCGGCUCCGCAGGGCGGCCGAGGAGGAGGAGAGGGAGCGGGAGAGGGAGCCCCCACCGCCUCCUCCACCCUCUCACCACUCCAACCACCAGUUUGCCAGCAUGAAGAACAAGUUCUUCAAUGAACUCACACACCUGCCAAAUCAUAAAAUAAAGUUGCCCAUGUGGGCUGUGGGUGCCAUCGUGGUUGUGGUUCUCGCCCUUAUCGCCUGCAUGGGAUUCUGCAUCUACAAGAAGUGCUUCAACAAAGGCAAAAAGCCCAAGAAGGUCCGCGAGAGGAAGGGAGGACGAGGACGCAGGAAGAAAGACAAGGACGGAGAGGAGGGCGACGAAAAGAAGGAAGGAGAAGAAGGGAAGGAAGAGGAGGAGAAGGAGUUCUUUGGCAAACUGGAGUACUCACUGGACUAUAACUUUACCGAUAACCAGCUGAUAGUGGGAAUCCUCCAGGCUCAGGACCUCCCAGCCAUGGACAUGGGUGGCACCUCAGACCCGUACGUCAAAGUCUACAUGCUACCAGACAAGAAGAAGAAGUUUGAGACCAAAGUCCAACGCAAGAACCUUUGUCCUGUCUUCAAUGAGACGUUCACCUUUAAGAUACCCUACAGUGAGUUGGGUGGUCAGACAUUAGUGCUGCAAGUCUUUGACUUCGACCGUUUUGGCAAGCACGACGUCAUCGGCGAAAUCAAGAUCCCCAUGAACUCCAUCGAUCUGGGACAGCCGAUACACGAAUGGAAGGACCUCGUUGGAGGAGAAAAAGAAGAGCAAGAGAAGUUGGGUGACAUUUGUAUUUCCCUCCGUUACGUCCCCACUGCUGGUAAGCUAACUGUCAACGUCAUGGAGGCGAAGAAUCUGAAGAAAAUGGACGUCGGAGGACUGUCAGAUCCAUUUGUGAAGGUUGUUCUGCAGCACAACGGCAAACGACUCAAGAAGAAGAAGACGUCCGUCAAACAAAACACUCUGAAUCCUUACUUCAACGAAAGCUUCAGCUUCGAAAUCCCCUUCUCCCAGAUCCAGAAAAUCCAAGUGCUCAUCACGGUGUACGACUACGACAAGCUGGGCAGCAACGACCCCAUCGGGAAGUGCUGGAUCGGCUACGGGGCCUCCGGCGUGGGCCUGCGCCACUGGUCAGACAUGCUGGCCAAUCCCAGACGUCCGGUAGCCCAGUGGCACACGCUGCAGCCUGAGGAGGAGGUGGACGCUGCUCUGAAGGCCCCCAUCCGCUAAACUGGCUCAGGCGAACAUACACGAAGUGUGUGGCAUCGUCUGCAUAGA